GGUGGCAAGGCCUCCAAGGGCGCCAGGGGCAAAGGCGGCAAGGGCAAGGGUGUCCACAAGAGCGGCAAGGGCGCCACGGACAAGGGCAAGCCCUCCAAGGUGAAGGCCACGGACCACAGCGGCGACGUGGAGGGCGACAUCGCCAAGAACAUGCAGAUCAUCAUCCAGUGCAGGGAGCUGUGCGAGGUGCAUGGCCACUACAAGGUCGGGAUAUCGUCCCGACCGAAGAAGGCGAACGGCGGCUGGGAGGUCCACAUCCAGAACAAGGGCCCCCAGAAGUGGUCGAGGCUCUCUAGCGCGACGGACAGCUCGCUCAAGGAGACC
This is a messenger RNA of Prorocentrum cordatum, 324 nucleotides long. Lineage: Eukaryota; Dinophyceae; Prorocentrales; Prorocentraceae. The record is from the annotation of a GenBank genome assembly.